AGCCAAAAUAUUAUAUAACAAGCUUGGCUAGCAUUGAUAAUGGUGAUGUCACGAAAGGGUUAAACAGCCUGAGCAGGUGAAGUUGCUGCUGCUGCUGCUGUCGGACCAUCUGCACCGAUGUCGAAAGGAGGAGCAGCCCUUCGGACCCGGAGCAACAGCGCAACCCGGGCAGCUUUGCCAGGGCGGGCGGCUGCGGGAGGCAACUCCUGCAUCACAGCUCUAGCCAGGCGGUGAAGUCACCUUAACGCGCUCAGUCUGCUGCUAUUCUGGCGAUCCCAGUCAAGGAGCUGGUGCUCUCCAACCCCACCCCUUUCCCCCCACUGCACCCACCCACACACUGACCAGGGAAGAGAACCACAUUCUGAUUGGCUGAAGGGAGAUGGAGAUGAUGGAAGCAGCCAAUGGGAAGAGAAAGCCCCCAGGAGCAGCCAAUGAGGUGCAAGCAGCUGGUGGAGGUGCUCAGACCCCAGGAGAAGGCCCCGGGGCCCUAGAGGAGCAGAAGGACAACCAGGGAGCAACCAAUAGGAAUAGAGAUGCCCUGGGAGUAGCCAAUGAGAGCACAGUGGCCCCAGAACCAACCAGUGAGGACAGAGCCAACCCCAAACCAAGCAACCAGACCCCAAUGACUUGGACCAGCCCAGAUGGGGCCUUCACCAAGCUGGUGUUGGAGGCUGGGCACGGCCUGGCACGGCCCACCCUGGGCUGCCGCUGCCAGGUGCUGCUGCAGGCACCACCAGGGACCUCCCUAAGCUACCCCACGGGGCACUGGGCUGAGAUCCAGCUGGGCCAUGGCCCCACAGCCUGGGAUGACUUGGUGGAUGCCUGCCUGGAGAGCAUGGCAGCGGGGGAGCGGGUGCAGCUGCAGGCACAGGCCGGGGGCACUGUGGAUGUCUCCCUGAGCUCCUUCCUGCCUGCACCUGAGCUCUGGGAGCUGCCACCUGGCACGCAGUGGGCCCUGGCCCUGGGCCAUAAGGCCCUGGGCACCGAGCGGUACCGCCAGGGCGAUGUGGGCACCGCUGCCCGCUGCUACACACGGGCCCUGCACCUGGCGGUAGCUGCAGGGCCCCAGGUCUGGAGCCCAGGCACCAAGGCUGAGCUCCAUGCCAACCUGGCAGCCUGCCAGCUGCGCCUGGGGCAGCCAGCCCAUGCCGCCCACAACAGUGCCAAGGCGCUGGCGCUCAGCCCCAGCCAUGCCAAGGCACGGUACCGGCAGGCUCUGGCCGCCGCCGCCCUCGGCGACCUAGAGGCCGCAGCCGAGGACCUACGGGCCCUGCUGGAGGCUGACCCAGGCAACACAGCCGCCCGCCGAGAGCUAGGCAGGGUGGUGCGGCGGACGCGGGAGCAGGAUGCUCACCUGGCCAAAGCCAUGAGCAAGCUAUUCCGGUGAUUCCUGGCGGGGCCCCGAUCCUGGCCUGAUUCAGAGACACUGCCUGAGGAUGGAGGCAGGGUGUGUUGCCUCCUAGGGGCCCUGAUCCUGGCCUGACUCACGGGCACUGGGUAGUGGUGGAGGUGGGGCCUGUGCCAUGCCAGAGGGCCACAAUCCUGGCCUGAUUCAGGGACACUUGCUGGAGAUAGAGGGAGGGGAUCUGUGUUCUCCAGAGCAUAGUUUCUCAACCUGUGGUUUGCAUACCCCUGGGGCACAGGCAGGGGGUACGCGGGUACCCCAACACUCUCUCUCUCUUGCCCUCUUUUCCUCUCUCGCCCUGUUUUCCUCUCAAAACUACAGCAAAAAAUUUGGUGGGCCAUGCAUUAAAAUUCCCUGGUAAUAAUUUGGUGUGUCGCGCUUUGCGUGGCAGUGGGUUCAGCCCUCCUAGCUUUGGGUAACAUCACCUCUAGCCCAGGUACACACUUGAGUUGUGCAUCCCUGGUGUAAAAGGUGGCCACCGUAUCCACACCAGAUCAGACAUCUGUCAUAUCACAGCCUUAUAGAGACAGCAUAUAGCACACAUUAGUCUAAAAUAUAAAAUCCCCUGGAAAAUUGAGUGUUGGGGUACUGAUUAAAUUUUUCAGAAGUAGGGGUACUUGAACUUGAAAGGUUGAGAAAUACUGCUCCAGAAGGCCCCAGUCCUGGGCGAAUCUGGGGGAGGAGAUGCAGAGGGCCUGCCUGAAAAUAAAGGACACUAAUUAA
Alligator sinensis (Chinese alligator) is the source of this 2128-nucleotide messenger RNA. It is a transcript of the gene FKBPL, whose product is annotated as FK506 binding protein like. The transcript has 2 exons. Gene Ontology annotation, molecular function: protein binding. The record is from RefSeq and is a predicted model, not a curated record. The coding region runs from base 380 to 1387 and encodes 335 amino acids. NCBI's taxonomy places the organism in Eukaryota, Metazoa, Chordata, Crocodylia, Alligatoridae.